Molecule: messenger RNA, 1886 nt
Organism: Poecilia reticulata (guppy)
Lineage: Eukaryota; Metazoa; Chordata; Actinopteri; Cyprinodontiformes; Poeciliidae
Source: RefSeq, a predicted model, not a curated record
GAAGAAAAGCCUUUUAUAUCCGGGGUAAGGUUCCUGUUAUCCGAGUCGUGAGUCGCUGAGAGUCAUUCAGAGUUGGGGCAGAUUUAAAGGAAAAGUAUUUUUUCAGAGUUAUUCCUGUCAUCACUGGUGACGCGGAUCUUUUUAUUUGUCCUGAAUAACUUUUUGUUUUAGGAUAGAAAGUGUGCUUAGUUGUAGAAAGUGCUGAGCUGUGACCGAGUGAUGCAACAUGGCAGCAACUGGCAGGUUUCUGUCAGCUGUUAUUAGGAUCCACUGCCGUGGACUGGACACUGUGGGACAGAGGACACUCUCUUGUCUUCCAUCUGUCCUGAUCGGAAAAGAACCAGAGACAAACCCACGGUUUAAAAGCCGAGGAUCGGAUGGACGCAGCAGCCUGGACCACAGAGAUCCAGCCUGGAAGGAAGGAGGCGGUCGGUCAGGCAGCUCUGCCCGGCUCAGGUCUCUCUCUGUGGGGCUGGGGCUCUGCGGAGCGGCGCUACUGGACCGCUUAAGGGAGGAUCAGGUGGAUUCAGAGGGAUCUCCAGGAUCCAGCAGCUUUUUAAGACUCUUUCUGCCCUCUGCUCAGUGCGCCUCCCCGUUUAGACCCGACAGCCCCCGCUUCAGAUACAACUUCAUAGCUGAUGUGGUGGAAAAAUCCACUCCAGCUGUGGUGUACAUCGAGAUCGUGGGCAGACAUCCGUUUUCAGGAAGAGAAGUCCCGGUGUCGAACGGCUCGGGUUUCAUAAUCAGCAGCGACGGUCUGAUCGUCACCAACGCUCACGUCGUGGCCAACAAGAGAGGCGUCAGAGUGAAGCUAACCAACGGCGACACGUACAACGCCACGGUGCAGGAUGUCGAUCCCGGCGCAGACAUCGCCACCAUUAAAAUCACUUCAACUGUAAGGAAGGAAGAAACGUUACUAAAGCUUUUCUCCGCCUCUUUUGUGUAUUUUUCCCACUCUUGUGAGCAGAAACCUUUUCCCACGCUCAAACUGGGUCAGUCGUCGGAGGUUCGUCAAGGAGAGUUCGUGGUUGCCAUGGGGAAUCCGUUUGCUCUCCGGAACACGAUCACUUCGGGGAUCGUCAGCUCGGUGCAGAGAGGAAGCAAGGAGCUGGGCCUGUCCAACUCCAACAUGGAUUACAUACAGACAGACGCAACCAUCGACUUUGGAAAUUCUGGAGGGCCUCUGAUUAAUCUGGAUGGGGAAGUAAUCGGCAUAAACACCAUGAAGGUCACUGCAGGAAUCUCAUUCGCCAUCCCGUCUGAUCGGGUGAAACUUUUUCUGAGUCAAGCAGCAAAAAGAAAAACCUCUCAGGUUGGUGACUUGAGUGUGAAACCUCGGUACAUCGGUGUCAUGAUGCUAACGCUAACACCAAGAAUUAUAGCAGAGCUGAAGAUGAGAGACUCGUCUUUUCCUAACGUCAACCAUGGCAUUCUGAUCCACAGAGUCAUCCCCAGCUCACCAGCCAGCAGAGCUGGGAUGCUGCCAGGAGACAUCGUGUUGGAGAUCAACGGGGUCCUGGUGAACACCUCUGAGGAGAUCUACAGGGCCGUCAGGAGCAGCGACACCAUCAACAUGGUGGUCCAGAGAGGAAACGAGCUCUAUAAACUCAAAGUCACACCGGAAUACAUCGAGUGACGGUGGCUGACGCACACUGGUGGCCAAACGUUUGCCAGGAACAAAACUGUGAAACUUUAUGUAUUAAUGUGAACAUUUUUAUUCAUAUAGAAUGAAAGUUGAAGUGUGGGCAUAUUUUAGCAGCUUUACUGUUAAUUUCCCAAACAAAUGUCAAAUAUUCCUGGGUUUUCCUGCUGAUUUCAAUAUUUGUACAACAAGCAAACUGCAUAGGAAAUCAUGGACAGUUUUUAAAAUAAAAGACUGAAAACAG